Pseudoliparis swirei is the source of this 2880-nucleotide messenger RNA. It is a transcript of the gene capns1a, whose product is annotated as calpain, small subunit 1 a. The transcript has 11 exons. The record is from RefSeq and is a predicted model, not a curated record. Bases 373 to 1023 code for a protein of 216 amino acids. Gene Ontology annotation, molecular function: calcium ion binding. NCBI's taxonomy places the organism in Eukaryota, Metazoa, Chordata, Actinopteri, Perciformes, Liparidae.
AAGAAAACGUUAACUCUGCCAGUCUGAGCAAUAACAUCACGUUGACGCGGAAGUGGCACAUCUAACGCUAGUUAUCUACUAAUGUGCGUUUUAAAGUUCAAAGAAGACAUUGAAAAACGUCGGAUUGAUCAGGAUCAGGAUCACUUUUUAUUGUGGUGCUGUAUUUCGCAAUGUGGGUGUGGCGUUGGAUUAUAUUUCCAUAACAGGAAACACACUCAACCAGUCCAGUCAUGUGUUUUUUGUGUGUGAACCAUUUACUACUGCUUUCUGAUUCUUAUUAAUAGUAUUUGGAUUGGUUGUUGUUGCCUUGGGAUUUCUGAGAUGCAGAUCUCUCCACGGCGCAAGAGAAAUCGCAGCACGUGUUGAAGGAAGAUGUUUUUUGCCAAGAAAUUACUCAGUGGCGUCAUCGAUGCUGUCAGCAACAUCGACCCAAACCAGUUUUUUCCUUCUGACCCUCCUCCACCACGCAUGCCAAUGGUAUAUGCCGAGCAGCAUGAGAACGACGAGGAGCAACAGUUCCGCAGGGUCUUCCAGCAGCUCGCCGGAGAGGACAUGGAAGUGAGCCCAAAAGAACUGAUGGACAUCCUCAACCGAAUCAUUUCAAAGCAUGGAGACCUGAAGACAGAUGGCUUCAGCAUUGAGUCUUGUAGGAGCAUGGUGGCAGUCAUGGAUAGUGACAGCACUGGAAGACUUGGCUUUCAUGAAUUCAAACAGCUCUGGAACAAUAUAAAAAAAUGGCAGGGAGUGUACAAAGCCUAUGACUUGGAUGGUUCCGGUGUCAUUGGUGCAGAUGAGUUGCCCAGCGCGUUCAGAGCCGCUGGCUUCCCCCUCAAUGACGAGCUGUUCAACAUGAUAAUCCGCAGAUACAGUGACGAAAGCGGCAAUAUGGAUUUUGACAACUACAUUGGCUGCCUUGUGAGGCUGGAUGCUAUGUGCCGUGCCUUCAAAACCCUGGAUAAGGAUAACAAUGGGACCAUCAAAGUCAACGUUCAGGAGUGGCUUCAGCUGACCAUGUACUCUUGAGUCCAGAUGACGUCCCACCUGCUUGGAACCACUUUUUUUGUUAGCACAACAUAUUUUCUCAACCAUCCCUACUAACUCCCUGUUAUUCAGCAAAUCCUGUGUGUGUGUGGGUGUGUGUAUAGGAUUCUUUUUUUUUCAAUUUAAUGCAACGCGGGUUUAGUGAGAUUAUUUGUCGUUCCAUUGUACUUGUGAGACAGAAAUGACUGUAUUGGCCACCCAGAGAAGCACAAACUUGCACUCACAAUCCCCAUAAGGUGCAUAAAGAAGACAGAGUGCUGUACUGGUGUCAUUUUGGGCUGCUCGUUUGGCAUUUUCUUUUGAUCUUCCCUGAGAGGAGGCAGGCCAAUAUCUAGUUGUUUUUUACGCAGUGAAAAAGCAGUAAGCUCCACGUUUGUAUGCAGCUGGUCUCACAAAGAUUGUAUGUCAAGACGUUUCUGUGAAGGCAGGCAAAUCAUAGCUUUUGCUCCGAGACAGUUUUAACGGCAAAAUGUGGACGUUGGACAAUAUUUUUUAUCUUUCUGCUGGAAUGAAUAGAAGUAAACAAUGCAAAGCUGUAGCUUGGUUAACAUAGUUUCUGUUUGUCGUUUGGAUGGCCGCCCGUAGAGUUGUUGCCAUUGCUUUUGGCCUAAUUAUAGCCGUCUCAGAACUAUGUUGGUGUGUACAGAUGAUUGAUUGACAUCUCCGCAUCUGCUGUUAUUUUUUUUCCGUUGCACCUUUAGUGUUCACAUUAGCACAGAGUUUAAGUGAAGUCUCAGAGAAGCUCAACCCAAGCGGUGACUAAUGUGAACAACCUGUGAGGUAGUGAAGAGAAGAGAGCAUUAAUGUACUCAAACUGCAGAUCGGUCCUUGCCGUUUAAAGGCUCGGCAUGCUGCAUGUUUUUUAUUUUGGGGAAUUACUCUAGUUCAUCCAAAUCCAUUCACUCAUGAGAAUCACAAGGGUGCAAGUUGCCCCACCCUGACAGGAGUGUCAGUCAAUGCGUACACACCUGUGCGGCCCAGAGAAGAGGUUUAAAUGUGGGUAGAAUUAGGGAAAUAAGAGUCACAUGAAUGGUGAAACAUGUCUUUGCAGAAACUUUGCGCUUUGUAAAGUUACACAUGAAGCUAAAGUUUCACUAUUUGUUUAGUCUGACUGGACACUCCACCUCUUCUGCUGUCUAUACAAUCCAAACUGGUCGUUGUCCUUUGCUGAGCACCGCCCAAGACUAUUGUGAUUGGUUUAAAGAAAUACAAACCAGCUAGUAGUUUUUGGUAAUGCCGUAGAUCCAGACCUUUCUUUAGUGCUGCGUUCUAUUUGUCAGAGCACAGUUCUGUUCAUUAUCUUUGUGAAACCAGCCCCGAGCCUCCCUGAAUGGAGAUUUUGGUUCACUGAAACAACAUUGUGGGACAGCUUGCCUUUUUCCAUUUUUUGUAUUACUUACUUAAAGCUUCAAGAAAACUACAGUAGAUGUGUAAAUUAUGGGACACUCGCACCGCAGCCUAUUCCAAGCAGACCAUGGUUUAAUGAUUUGUAUCUGUUGCACUGUAUAUGCAUAGCGGUGAGGAAUGCCAGUGCUUUCUCCUUAUAAUGAUCAACAUUACAUCCUAAGAGGCAUUGCUUUGUUGCCAUUUCAAUGCUGGUAAUGCAAUGUGGCCAUAACACCCUCUGUUUCAGCUCACCAACCACUUUACUUCUCACUGUAUUUGUUGAAAAUGCCUGCACCGGAUAACGCCAGCACAAUGUGUACAUUUAUAAUAUAUAACGUGUGUAUGCCACUCAUGCAUGCAGCCAAUAUUAGAUGUGGCAUAAUGAAGUGUUCUUAACCACGUAGCCAUUAAACUGUUACUGUGCCAUAUUUGGAAUAAAAAGGGUAUGUUAAA